UACUACCGCCUUGCUGACAUCGUGUCCCCGUCGCUCAAACUGUCGACAACAUUCUGAAGACCUUACAAGAUACAUUGCUCUUGCAAAGACUCUUCUUGUCUCAUUCAGAAGACCUGAAGUCUCCCUACUCAAGAAUGUUGAACCCUCCCUUGACCGUCAUCUCGCGUUUCGGAUCCUGUCGUAACUGGAUCCUGGGUCUUCUUCACGUCAUCCAAUUCCCUUCGGGACUUCCUGUUUUUGCGAGGUCUUUCGCGAACUAUGGACUCCGCGGAACUUCAGGACGGUACUUGCCAUCCUCGAUGGGACGUCCUUUAUUCCGCUGCAGGCUUUUCCCCACCUGUUCCAGAGACUAUUAGCGAUCGAGCCAGCGAAAAAUGCAAUAUGCUGAACUCGGGUGGUGUCACAGUACUGAGACUAUCUCCCGAUAUGGUCGUGAAAUAUGGGCCACAUGUUACCAUCACCGAAGCGCAGAGCAUGAUUUUUGUGGCAGAGCACACGAAAGCGAUCCCUAUUCCGAAGGUUUUCGCGUAUUGUACUUAUGGUCCACUCAACAGAGACAUCGACGACUACGGGAGCCUUUUUGACACCUACAUAUUUAUGAGUCUUGUUGAGGGUCAAACUCUCGACUUAGCUUGGGACUCAUACGAUGAACUGACGAAGACCCAUAUUGCGAAUGAGCUAAAGACAUAUAUGGACGAGCUCCGUGAGAUCAGAAGCGAGUCCUACAUUGGGUCUGUCAACAAAGGACCUGUCAGGGACCAGAUUUUUGACAACUUCCACGUUAAAGGUCCCUUUGAAUCAGAGGAGGCAUUCAACGAAACAAUCAUCGACGCAUAUCAGGCAAACUUCCCAAGGCGACACAUCAGAAGUUUCCUUGCGGGCAUGCUCUCCCAGAAAAGGCACAGAGUUUAUUUUACUCAUGCGGAUUUGCGUCCGCAAAACAUCAUGGUGCGAGGCGGGAGUAUCACUGGUAUUAUUGAUUGGGAAUUGAGUGGUUGGUAUCCAGAAUACUGGGAGUUUGCAAAAGCACUCUACGUCUGGAGGUGGCAGAACGACUGGGUCGAUUACUUGACCAAAGCCUUGGAACUGUAUUAUAAUGAAUACGCUGUCCAUUCGUUCGUGGCCGAAGCCUUAUGGUGA
Molecule: messenger RNA, 1140 nt
Organism: Monascus purpureus
Lineage: Eukaryota; Fungi; Ascomycota; Eurotiomycetes; Eurotiales; Aspergillaceae
Source: the annotation of a GenBank genome assembly